Messenger RNA from Fusarium keratoplasticum, 546 nucleotides. Its product is annotated as Cupin-2 domain-containing protein. The transcript has a single exon. Bases 1 to 546 code for a protein of 181 amino acids. Lineage: Eukaryota; Fungi; Ascomycota; Sordariomycetes; Hypocreales; Nectriaceae. The record is from RefSeq and is a predicted model, not a curated record.
AUGACUAGCAACCAACUUCCCAUCCCGAGUCGAUUCAUCACCGGCCGCAACCAAGCUGGCAAGGCGAUAUUCGAAACCUGCCUCCCUGAACCGCUCGUCAGAACCAACGUCGGGACUCACGACUUCUUUCUAGGCUAUGUCACCAACGAGCAUCCCGUCGAUCUCCAGGACAACAAGGACAUUGGCGUCUACGAGCAAUACUUGGCCCAGCCUCCAGGACUCGCCGUCCCAGGAGGUAGUGUCCUUCGAUUCGUCGACUUCCCACCGGGCAAGUCGGCCAUGCACCGGACGGUGAGCAUCGACUACGGCAUUGUACUCGAAGGCGAGAUGGAGCUGCUACUAGACUCGGGCGAGACCCGCCAUAUGAGACGCGGAGAUGUUGCGAUCCAGCGCGGGACGAUUCACCAAUGGAUAAAUCCUAGCAGCAACGAGUGGGCACGGAUGGUGUUUAUGCUCCAGGAGAGCAAGCCGUUGGUUGUGAAUGGGGCUGCGUUGCAGGAGGAGCUCGGCGAGAUGGAAGGCAAGCUACCGCCUUCGAAGAAAUAG